AUCGGAAUGAAGGAAGAUUUACAGAGAAGAACCGGUUAAGUUCAUUUGCUGAAAAAUAUUUCAAUUUUCUUAUCUGGAAGGAGCGGCCUUUCUUGCGAAUCACUCUUAUUGUUUUCCAUAAAGAAGAGUAUCCUAAUGUUGAGACAUUUUCAAAAAUUUGGAGAACUUACUAAAACUUCUAAUUAUGAAUAAUGUUGUGAUAUGUGAUAUACGGUUUCGCUAAAAAGGACGAAAGACGCGGCGCCGCCGUCCAUUGAAUGUUUUUGUUUACGUACCAUAUAAACAAAUAGGUAUUAACAACCAUGAUUCUCCCACAUGCUUCCUUGGUUAAGUGUUUUAUUUUUUUUCAUUUAGGAUCUUAAGAAAGGAAAAUAGAUUUUGCUUUCGUUUGUUCUCUAAAGACUAAAUAAAGCACAAAAUCUAUUACUGACUAGCCAAAGAAUGCCGAAGGGAAAGGAGGAUACCAGCGAUUUUAAGGGACUUAAUCAUCAGCUUCCUGAUUUUCGAGGAAAAGAAGAAGACAUGAGUCAGCUAGCAUCCCAAAUUGAGUACCUUGAAUGCUUAGUAAAGGAACAGCAGAAACAAAUUGCUUCUUCAGCAAUCGAAGUUCAGAAAAAGGGUGAUCAAGUACGAGAUCUACAAAAGAGGUUGACUUUAGAGAAGAAGCUCUUUUCUACUUCACCAACGAUUUACAACCCUGAACAUCUUUUGCCGAAAAGCUUGUCAGCUGAAAUUGAAGGAGUGGUACCAAAAGAUCGGGAGUUGGAAGAUUUCGACGUAGCAACUUCGUUUCCAAGAGAUGGGAAUUAUUCUGACUGUAAAUCCCAACGAAAGCAGAUCAAGACCGGAUUGGAUCAAUCGUUUGAUAACCCACCCAAAUUACUACUUGGUCUCAACAAAUACAAGUCAAAUCAACGACUGAACUCACAAAGUACUUCCUCCGCUUGGGUACCUGACCAUUCAGUCGAUCCUUUCAGUCUUGGUCCUCCUUUUUUGCAGCCCUUUGCUGCCUCCUCCCAAGCAUUUUAUGGCAGUCAGUCUUUUAAGAAGGGUUUGGAGAAUCCAGCACGCCCCGCGAAUAAUGUUUGCACGAAUAAACCUCAAAGCAACGACAGUUGCAAAGAGUCAGAGACGCCAGAAGUGAGCUCUCACAACUACAAAUGGAAAUCCGUUAUUGAACAAAUCAUCUUCAGGAAUGACCAGUCGGCGUCCCUAUAUUUGCAGCAAAAACUGAAAUCGGAUGACCAAAAAAUGAAGCAUGCCCUUAUUCAAUGCAUACUUCCUUUUUCAUACACUCUUAUGACAAACAAGUUUGGUAAUUUUUUGAUACAAAAGUGUCUUGAGCAGUGCGAUGAACAACAGCUAGAGGGAUUUGCUCAACAGCUGAUGGCCCAUAUCAGCGAGCUUUCAACUAACGCAUUUGGCUCUCACGUUGUUCAAAAGUCUUUUGAAAUCUACCCAGAAAAUUUUGCAAGCUCCCUAAUAAAUAAAUUAAUGGAGCAAUUACCAGAGACUUUGAUGCAGAGGCACUCAUGCCACGUAUGGCAGAAGUUUUUGGAGACCAGAAGAAAGUCAUGUGCAAUAGGGACAAUGGAUACAUUUAAUGAAAAACUGACAGGUAACUGGACUCAAAUCGCUAUGAGCGAGAUGGGUAGUUUAGUUGUGCAAACAAUUUUUGAAAACUGUAAAGAACAGGAAAAGCGACCUUGCCUUAAUGAAAUAAUUGAAAAUACUCAUUCCAUUAUCAGCGGACAAUGGGGAAACUGGGUUAUUCAACAUAUCAUUGAGCAUGGAAGUAAAGAUGACCAAGAGAUAGUAUUCUCAGAUAUUCUUCGGAACGUUGAAUUUUACAGUACAAAUCAGUAUGCAUCGAAAGUGGUUGAACGAGCGUUACGAAUGAACAAUAGGACCUUUUUUAAUGAUUACAUUGCGCUAAUCACAGAACCGCAAGAUAAAUGGGGAAGGAUCUUGUUGAUGGAUAUUGCAUCUAGCCAAUAUGGAAACUAUAUUGUCCAGCAUUUGUUAUAUGCCGCUACACCAUUUCAAAAGCGAUUACUAGCAGAGCUUCUGAGGAAACAUAUGGUUUCUCUUCGAGGAUAUAAACAUGGACAAAAGAUAGCACUUUUGGUGGAAAAGACAAAGACAUAAAGGAUUGGUUUCGCAACAGCCGAUUACUGAAAACAAAGAGGAUUCUGUAUACUUCUCGGAAGAAGACUAACCUUCCUAGAUUUUUAACCCAUAUUCGUUGAUUUGGUAAUCAUCUAUUUGAAUAUCGUAAAAACGGGAAGCUUUAUACCGUAUCCUCUUGAGGAACAUAAUCCUCGUCUUCUUCAUCAUUUUCUAAACCAUCGUCUUCUUGGAGUGCUUUAGAAAAAUCUAUCUUUUUGUUUCGUGUUCUGGAGGAACAAGUAAUGUUGGUGGGAUCGAUAGCGGUCAGAUCUUCAGGUUCUAUGAUUUUUCAAUUAGCAAGCAAAUUCGUCGAUUCAUAAUAGGACAAUUCACUAUCCUGAAUGAAAGCUUACCAUCUGCAAAUCCUUCUUCAUCUUCAUCCAUUGAGGCUUCAGAGGGAUCCUCGUCUGAUGAACUCAAUUCUUCAAAAUCACCUUCGUCUUCAACAUCUUCGAUAUCUGGAAUAAAGUCUUCUGUGACUCGUCCCUUCCCUUUACUAUAUUCUUUGUUAAUAAAAUUAUCGAAGAGUUUUGGUCGUACAUGUCAGCUUUUUCGCUAUUUUCUGGCAUUUUCGUAUAUGCGUGUAGGUGUAGUGCGCUAGGAAGGAAGUUAUAACUCUCCAGUUGGGAAAGGUAAAGCCAUGGAAAAGUGAACCCUUAAAAAGGAUCUUCUAAUGAUUUUUUUUAUACAAUCACAAAUUAACUAAAGCUUCAUUCCGUGAGACAUUGAUACGUGAUUCCAUUGUUUAUUCUAGUUGUAAAACUGGCAAGGGUCACCAUGUCUAUGUCAAUGGACGACUCUAAUUAUUAAAUCAAGCAGCCCCAAUUGUAGGUUUUUUGGUAAAGAAGAUGUUUACUUGAUUAUCCUUACGGGUUAUUCUUCUCAAAUUAGUGACCUAAAAAUGAAUUCAAGUCCCAGCCCUUCGUCAAUGAACCUGAGCAAGAAAAUCAAGAAUAAACAUGCAAAAAUUCAUCCAUUUUUUAUUUUGUACCUAUAGAAAUGCACAAUACAAUUAAUCUUAACUUGAUCACUCUUCCUAUA
Molecule: messenger RNA, 3210 nt
Organism: Schizosaccharomyces octosporus yFS286
Lineage: Eukaryota; Fungi; Ascomycota; Schizosaccharomycetes; Schizosaccharomycetales; Schizosaccharomycetaceae
Product: meiotic PUF family protein 1
Exons: 3
Coding region: 442-2148 (568 amino acids)
Biological process (GO): post-transcriptional regulation of gene expression
Cellular component (GO): cytoplasm
Molecular function (GO): mRNA 3'-UTR binding
Source: RefSeq, a predicted model, not a curated record